UGUAUGUACAGUACCAGCCAGUUUCCGACUUCACCAUCCGCGUGCUGCAGGGUUUCAUAAGUAGCCCUCGCCCGCCCCCCAAAGUCGAACAUUCGUUCGCCGCGCUCGCCCUUCCCUUGUGCAUGGUCGCCGAAACAGCCAAUUGGCUCUUUUCCAGACUCCAACGGCCGCCGAAAAAAAAAAAUGAUGCGGCGACUCAUCCCACGAUGCGCUCCUCGCGCGACCGUCUUCCUCACACCGCGGCGCUCGCCCCUCGGGCUGCUCCAAGCCGCUCGUCAGUACAGCGCCAGCCCGGCGGCGGCACCACAGACCAAGCUGCAGGACAUUGACCCGGCGCAGCUGGUGCUCAACACGACCCCGAACCCCAAGCCGCUCAAGAAGCCCGAGGAUCUGGUCUUUGGGCGCAACUUCACAGACCACAUGCUCACCAUCGAGUGGGACCAGGCGACGGGCUGGCAGAGGCCGCACAUCACGCCGUACCAGAACCUGUCGCUCGACCCGGCCAGCUGCGUCUUCCACUACGCCUUUGAGUGCUUCGAGGGCCUCAAGGCGUACAAGGACAAGGAGGGCCGGGUGCGCCUCUUCCGGCCGGACAAGAACAUGGAGCGCUUCAACAAGUCGGCCGCCCGCAUCGCCCUCCCCACCUUCGACUCGGCCGCCCUGAUCGACCUGAUCGCCCGCUUCGCCAAGCUCGAGAGCCGCUUCAUCCCCGAGGAGCGCGGCUACUCGCUGUACCUGCGCCCGACCAUGAUCGGCACGCAAAAGACGCUCGGCGUCGGCCCGCCCGGGUCCGCCCUCCUCUUCGUCAUCGCCUCCCCCGUCGGGCCGUACUACCCGACCGGCUUCAAGGCCGUCUCGCUCGAGGCGACCGACUACGCCGUGCGCGCCUGGCCCGGCGGCGUCGGCGACAAGAAGCUGGGCGCCAACUACGCCCCCUGCAUCGUGCCCCAGCGCGAGGCCAUGAGCCGCGGUUUCCAGCAGAACCUGUGGCUGUUCGGCGAGGACGAGUACGUGACCGAGGUCGGCACCAUGAACUUCUUCGCCGCCGUCCGGAACAAGCAGACGGGCCGCAAGGAGCUCCUCACCGCCCCGCUCGACGGCACCAUCCUCGAGGGCGUCACCCGCGACUCGGUCCUCUCGCUCGCCCGCGAGCGGCUCGCCCCCGAGGGCUGGGACAUCAUCGAGCGCAAGUUCACCAUGAGGGAGCUGGACGAGGCCGCCGCCGAGGGCCGCCUGAUCGAGGCCUUUGGCGCCGGCACCGCCGCCAUCGUGAGCCCCGUCCGCGCCAUCAGCUGGCGGGGCAAGCUGGUCAACUGCGGGCUGAAGGAUCACGAGGAGUCGGGCGAGAUCGCGACCAAGAUGAAGAACUGGAUCGAGGCGCGGCAGUACGGCGAUGACGCUCACGAGUGGAGCUACGUCUGUUAGGAAAGGCGCGAAAAGACGGGGCACAUGGAUAUUCUCUUUCUUUCUUUUUUUUUUUUUUUUUUUUUUAAAAGACGGGAACAUUCGAAAGGAUGGAGAUGCUUUCUAUAUAGGUUAGCGCGGGAGUCAUUUUGAGAACCGGUUGAAUUUCUUCCGUCUUUUGGCAACCCACCGAUGCCAGUUCUGGAUGAUAAUAAUAAGAAUUAAGACUGGGGCGAAAAGUGGCCAAAAAUUGUCCGA
Messenger RNA from Thermothelomyces thermophilus ATCC 42464, 1662 nucleotides. RefSeq lists its product as uncharacterized. Gene Ontology annotation, cellular component: mitochondrion. Gene Ontology annotation, biological process: L-leucine biosynthetic process; L-valine biosynthetic process. Bases 184 to 1425 code for a protein of 413 amino acids. Gene Ontology annotation, molecular function: branched-chain-amino-acid:2-oxoglutarate transaminase activity. The record is from RefSeq and is a predicted model, not a curated record. The transcript has 2 exons. Lineage: Eukaryota; Fungi; Ascomycota; Sordariomycetes; Sordariales; Chaetomiaceae.